Molecule: messenger RNA, 976 nt
Organism: Ictidomys tridecemlineatus (thirteen-lined ground squirrel)
Lineage: Eukaryota; Metazoa; Chordata; Mammalia; Rodentia; Sciuridae
Source: RefSeq, a predicted model, not a curated record
CCUUCCAGCUCCAGUAAACCUGAGCCCAGGUUCCCACAGCUCAGUACAGCCAUGAGUGCGGAGGUGAAGGUGACAGGGCAGAACCAGGAGCAAUUUCUGCUCCUGGCCAAGUCGGCCAAGGGGGCAGCGCUGGCCACACUCAUCCACCAGGUGAUGGAGGCCCCUGGUGUCAACGUGUUUGGGGAACUGCUGGAUAUGCCCAAUGUUAGAGAGCUGUCUGAAAGUGACUUUGCUUCCACAUUCCGGCUGCUCACAGUGUUUGCUUAUGGAACAUAUGCCGACUACUUAGCUGAAGCCAGGAAUCUUCCUCCACUCACUGAAGCUCAGAAGAAUAAACUUCGACACCUCUCAGUUGUCACCCUGGCUGCUAAAGUCAAGUGCAUCCCAUAUGCAGUGUUGCUAGAAGCCCUUGCUCUGCAUAAUGUGCGGCAGCUAGAAGACCUGGUGAUUGAGGCUGUAUGUGCUGAUGUGCUUUGCGGCUCACUGGAACAACGCAAUCAGCGUCUAGAGGUUGACUACAGCAUUGGACGGGACAUCCAGCGCCAAGACCUUAGUGCCAUUGCCCGAACCCUGCAGGAGUGGUGUGUAGGCUGUGAGGUUGUGCUGUCAGGUAUCAAGGAGCAAGUGACAUCCAACCAGCACAAGGAGCAGCAGCUGGGCCUAAAGCAGCAGAUUGAAAGUGAGGUUGCCAACCUUAAAAAAACCACUAAAGUUACAACAGCAGCAGCUGCUGCAGCCACAUCUCAGGACCCCAAGCAACACCUGACUGAACUGAGGGACCCAGCUCCAGGCAUCAACCAGUGCCAGCCCAGCAAGAAGGCCUCAAAAGGGAAGGGGCUCUGAGGGAGUGCCAAGAUUUGGUCCAAGUCGAACUGAAGGGAUUCAUUAUUUCUUUCCUGGGGAUAUGGGGCCCCAGCUGCCUGUCUACCUGCCCCUUAGGAAUCCUCAGAGAGCCUUCCUGUGCCCCUGGCCAGCU